This is a messenger RNA of Salvelinus namaycush (lake trout), 2220 nucleotides long. RefSeq names its product phospholipid phosphatase 6-like. Gene Ontology annotation, molecular function: sphingosine-1-phosphate phosphatase activity. The record is from RefSeq and is a predicted model, not a curated record. The coding region runs from base 102 to 965 and encodes 287 amino acids. The transcript has 2 exons. Lineage: Eukaryota; Metazoa; Chordata; Actinopteri; Salmoniformes; Salmonidae.
ACAAAAAUGGCGUUUCAGAAAAGUUGUUGAGGACGUAAGAGGAAUUGUCACCUGUGAAGCGGUGACAUUACACCUAAUUUCAAACACAGAAACUGAACAAAAUGCCUUCUCCUAAAGCCAAAAACAACGCCAAUCGCAGUGGAGGUGGGAGCCCAGGUCUCAGUGGCAGCACCAAUGGCAACGGACGCUACGAGUUCAUGUCGCUGAACCGAACCCCUCCAGCCACUCUCUUCCAGCGGCAGGGCUCCGACCCAACCGCUGCAGCCAGACUGCGGGCCUCAGAGAGCCCUACCCGGCGAAGAGGCUCCGGGUCCUCCACCUCCUCCAACACAGGCAUGCCCGAAGAGGACUGUAUGCGGCUCAACCCUUCCUUUAUCGGGAUAGCCCUUAGCUCCCUCCUCGCCAUAGACCUGUGGCUCUCCAAGCGGCUUGGCGUGUGUGCCUGUGAAGAUUCAUCCUGGGGCAGCAUUCGACCAUUGAUGAAACUGAUAGAAAUUUCUGGACAUGGAAUACCAUGGCUGGUUGGGACAGCCUACUGCCUGUAUAAGGCUGACAGUGCCGCAGGACAGGAAAUUAUGUUCAAUCUCUUCAUGGCUCUCAUUCUUGACCUGAUCCUGGUUGGCAUCGUGAAAGCGGUCGUCCGUCGGCGCCGCCCAUCCCACAACCGCAUGGACAUGUUCGCCACCUUCUCCGUGGACCGCUACUCCUUCCCCUCGGGGCACGCCACCCGGUCCGCCAUGUGUGCCCGUUUCCUGCUGGCCCACUUGGUGCUGGCCGUCCCCCUGCGGGUGCUUGUGUUCCUGUGGUCUGGUCUGGUGGGGCUGAGCCGGGUGCUGCUGGGAAGACACAACAUGACCGAUGUGCUGUUUGGCUUCCUGAUGGGCUACUGCCAGUACAACCUGGUGGAGAUGCUCUGGGUAUCAUCGCUGGGUAUGCAGGGGCUCCUGGGGCUCAUCCAGGGGUGAGAGGAUGGGAGGGUGUGGUAGGUGGGAGACAGACGCCCUGUCCCAAUAUGUAUGAAACAUUGACUGAUCCUGUCCCAUACUGACACUGUGGUCACUCAUCAUUGCCUGUUCAAGACAAACAACUACAACAAAGCCUACCACCCACCAACCAUCCACCCAUAUGUAACUGCAAUCAGAAGUACCUAGGAGCAGGGUGCUCUUCCAUACUGUGAUAAGAGAGAGAAAGUGUGUGUCUGUGUGCAUGUCUCAGAGAGUUGUGUUCUCAAAGGGGAGAAUGAAUGCUAUAGGUUAACUUAUGAAUUGAUUAUGGUGUCUGUGGGGCGCUCUGAAAAGAGCAAUGUAAUUUAUGGAGGACACAUCAUGUAUUGACUUAUUUUAAACUUUUAAGGUAUAGAGCCUCACAGUGGAGGUGUCAUAACAGCCAUAGAACCUUACGGUCAAACAGGGAAAUGGUUCCAAUCGUUUUUCCACCAUUCAUUUUUCCUAUAGGGAAUUUUAGAAACACUUCAAAUAAGGGCUGUGUUUAAAUCGCUCUCGGACAAGGUGACUUUUAUCAAUAUAUUUUCGGCUCUAUUUGGAAGUUCUAAUUAGCAUCAAACUAGACAUGCAAGACUACAAAUCCCUGUAAGCUCCUGCACGUCAUCUCUAGCUGACACCUUUGCUAACAGGUAUUGUGUCAAUUUAAAACUUGCACAAGACCGUUCACAGAAUUGUCAAUUUUAAAGAAAUGUAGCCAAUUUAUUAAUUACUAUAUUGAGCUAACAUUAGAUAGUUAGUUAAUCUAGAGACUCUUACCUUUGCCUUGAUUCGGCUGUCUCGUCCACAUCAUCAUGGCAUUUGUAGUUCUUUAAGAUAGUCGCAUUAGCAGCUAAUUAACGUUUACAUUUUGGGGGGUAAAUACAGGCAAAUAUAUUGAUAAAAGUCACCUUGUCCUAGAGCGAUUUACACGGUUAUCAAAAUGUAACGCCAAGGUAAGCCUACAUGAAACACAGCCCUUAUUUUAAGUGUUUCUAAAAUGAAUGGUGGAAAAACGUUUUGGAACAAUUAACUUGUUUGACCACUUGGUUUUACGGGUAUUAUGACUCAUACUGUGCUACUCUAUAAAGUUCACAAAAUGAAAUGGUUUGUCUUUUUUAUUUCUCACUGAAAUAUAGUCACCCUGAAUGUGUUAUUGCAGAUCUUGAGUAAUAAUACCAGUUUUCUACAGAUGGGUGAAUGCUAAAAAAUAAUUAACAUUGAUGAUGUUUUAACCAGA